AGACGACGGACGGUCACCCUGCGGCGCACGCUAUUUAUCCGUUCCUCGCGCGCUCGCGACUCCUGAUGGCGACGGCAGCGCGGCGCCUCGUCCCCUUCCACCUCCGGCCGCCCGGCGCGCGCCCGCUCGCCGCCGUUGCGGCGGCUCCCCACAGCCGCAAGCGCGAUGCCGUCUCGUGCAAAUCCACCGGCAAGACCAGGGCGAAGAACAAGGCCAAGGACACCACCAUGUGGCGGCCGCAGCGGCGGGAGCUGGAGGAGCACCUCAAGCGGCGCACCCGCUCCGCCGGCGCCUUCGACCCCGGCCUCUACCGCCGCCACUCCCACUCCCACCACGUACCCGUCUUGCUCGGGGAGGUCCUCGCCGCGUUCCGCCGCCCGCUCCCGCUCCGCUCCUUCGUCGACUGCACCCUCGGUGCCGCCGGCCACUCCCUCGCCAUGAUGGAGGCGCACCCGGAGAUGGAGCUGCACGUUGGCAUGGACGUCGACCCCUCUGCGCUGGAGAUUGGCCAGCGCCACAUCGAGGCUUUCCUUGUUAGUAGGGCAACUGGGGAAGGGGGAGAAGAUGCUCUGCAAGGGACACUACGCGCCUAUACUCACGUCAAGAAUUUCAAGUACAUCAAGCAUGUUCUUGGUGGCGUUGACGAGAGCCUGGCGGAUGGCUCGUCUGGAGUUGACGGUAUCCUCAUCGACCUUGGCAUGUCAUCCAUGCAGGUUAACAGGUCAGAUAGAGGAUUUAGUGUGCUCAAUGAUGGUCCACUUGACAUGCGCAUGGACCCUAAGGCAACUUUAACAGCAGAAGAUAUCUUGAACUCUUGGCCCGAGCUUGAAGUUGGGCGUAUCCUCCGUGAUUAUGGGGAGGAAAGCAAUUGGCAAUCCCUUCAGAGGCGAAUUGUUAAAGAACGGAAAACAGGGGGUUUACACUCUACUGGCGAGCUUGUCAAACUUAUCCAAAGAACGUGCACCAUUUCAGGAGGACGGCAAGGCUGGAUUAAAACUGCAACAAGGGUAUUCCAAGCCCUUAGGAUUGCAGUUAAUGAUGAGCUCCAAACUUUAGAAGACGCACUCCAUUCGUGUUUUGACUGCCUAGCACCAGAUGGCCGUCUUGCUGUAAUCUCAUUCCACAGUUUAGAGGACAGAAUUGUCAAGCAGACAUUCCUGGAGCUUAUUCGUGGGGAUGAAGCAGAGGAUGAUGAGGAAGACUUGGUAUGCGCUGACAUUGACGACGAAGAUGAGCCAUGGUUUAAGCAGAGGGUGCAAGGGACCAACGGCACUGUCCUGACAAAAAGACCGACAACCCCUUCACAAGAGGAAGAGAAACUAAAUCAAAGGUGUAGAAGUGCAAAGCUCAGAGUUAUUCAGAAGGCCUAAACGGAAUAACACUGGAUACAAAUUUGUGAAUGAUUGCUGAGGAGAUUAUCGAGGCCGCAAAACAUGCGACUGUCAGUUUCUCAUCUGCUCACCAGGAAGCAAACACUUUGAAAUCGCCUGAAACUUGGUUCAGGGGGGUGAAUAGGAGGUCUUUGCUCCCCCCAAAGAUGGGAACAUGGAAGGUAGAGGGUUAGGUUAGUCCAGAAGUAAUAAUCUCACCGUGUUUGUACUUUGUACCAUUUUUCCAACUUCACUCGUGUAUAUUGUACUCUGUUUGCCACCUUCUCUUGCAAGAUGCGACCAAUUUUAUGCCA
This is a messenger RNA of Triticum urartu, 1684 nucleotides long. The record is from RefSeq and is a predicted model, not a curated record. NCBI's taxonomy places the organism in Eukaryota, Viridiplantae, Streptophyta, Magnoliopsida, Poales, Poaceae.